Closterium sp. NIES-67 is the source of this 11390-nucleotide messenger RNA. The record is from the annotation of a GenBank genome assembly. NCBI's taxonomy places the organism in Eukaryota, Viridiplantae, Streptophyta, Zygnematophyceae, Desmidiales, Closteriaceae.
AGAGCUCGCUUUGGAUCACCCUCCUGCUCGCUGCGAGGAGCCCAGCAGCCUCUGGGACUCAUGACGCAGACUUUUCCGUGAUAGUCGCCCAACGCAUCAGUUGUGUAGAUCGUGUACGCUUGAUGAUGAUGUACCUCUAGACCCCUACCGGCCUGCUGCUGCCACUGAGGCGUAUCGUUCUCGUUGCUGAUUACCCCUCGCUCCGAAGCCCAUCGUCACGAGGCUCGCCCAUCGUCGCAGGCGGUCGCAGGCGGCCAUGGCGGGCACGCAAGCGACGGGCAGCUCGCACGUGUUCGCGCUGCUGCAGGAGCUGGGCAACCGCGUCGCGCCAUCCGCCACCGCCACCGCCACCGCCACCGCUACGGCGGCCACGGCAGGCGCGAGUCAGGCGGGCGAGGGCGAGGAGGCGGCGGCUGUGGAGCGGCGGUUCCGGGAGGUGCUGCCGACGCUCGUGCGCAAGCACCUCGUCCCGCGCAUCGAGCGCGAUCGCGAGGUGCUGGCGAUUCUGAAGCUGCUCAUGCACAUCGCGAGGAACUACCCCGGCACCUUCCUGCACGGCCACGCGCGCACCACGCUCCCCUUCAUCGCGCGCGUGCUCGUGCUGUUAGGCGAGGCGCCGCUCAGGUCGCGCGUGGCGUGCAUCGUGGACGUGGUGUGGGCGCUGGCCGCCCUCAUGCACGGGAGCGACGACCACGCGUUCAUCCACUUGGUCGCUGACAUCGUCACGCUCAUUCAAGACGCGGCUGCGGUGGCCAUGCAGCUGGGCAGCAAGCAGCCGUGUGGGCAGCCCACGCACGGACAGGGAUCAGUGCCCACUGCACCACUGCAUGCACUGCGCAUGUCAUUCCACCAAGCUGCAUCGUCGCCCCUCUCACUCCAAAGUCACCACCGGCAGGAGCAGCAGCAGCCUGCCUGUUUGCUGCCAGACCUGCCUCCCGAGUGGCAGCCCAGGGAGGAGCAGGGCUGUGGCGUGCUGGUGAACGUGGGUGGUGCCGACCAGUGGCAGGCUGUUGCUGAGUUCGGUGCGCUCUUCCUCUCACGCCUUGUGCGGGACCACGCUGCUGUCCACAGCACAAGGAAUCUCAGCAGCAGCGGCAGCAGCAGCGGCAUGGGCGCAUUCAGGCGCCUUGUCACGGCGGACUGUUUUUCAGCGCUGGGUGCUUUCCUGUGCUUUGGAAGCGCCAAGCUUCACAAGGCGUGCUUCUCUGCGCUGCGGGACCUGAUCAGCGCAUGCAGCGCGCCUCCCCUGUGCGCGGACGAGCUGCUGCUGUCGCUCCUCACCAUCGUCGCCACCACCUCGUCCGGCCCUUGCCUCCCUGCCUUCAGGACGGGCUGCUACGACCAGUCUUUGGCGGAGUGCCUUCACGCCCUCGCCUCUGCUGCCUCUCACGGCACCCUGCACGUGGCGGCGCCGCUGCUGCUCUCGCUCUUCCCACAUGCGCUGCUGCACACCACCUGUGUGCCCCUGCAGGUGUCUCUCCUCAGCUGUCUCCACCGCACCAUUCUCGUCAUCCUGCCCUCACCUGCCGCCUGCUCGACUGCACCAAGGGCGCCCGUGGACGCCACCUGUGCCCACUUUCAUCGCCUCCUGCUGCACCUGCUCCCGCUCCUCUCCUCUCCGCCUCCAGUCAGCACCCCCCUCGCAGCCUGCCUGUCUGUGCUGCUGCGCCGCCUCCGUGUGUUCCUGCAUAAGGUGAAUCUGCAGGGCCAUUCCAAAGGGGCUCACACAGCUGCUGCGGAGCAGUCUGGAAGAGGGGAUGAAGGCAGAGUGGCGUUGGGCGAUGAGGAGGGUGGGGCAGCAGAGGGUGAGGUGAAAGGGAAGAGAAAGAGAGGUGCGGGCAGUGGGAUGGGGAGGAAAGGGGUGGAGGAUGAAACGGGCGGCGAGGAAGGUGAAGGGCGGGAGGUAGGGGUCAGGCAGGGGAGGGGAAGCGGCAAGAAGAGGCGGGGUGUGAAGGGCGCAGUGAGCAGGAGACGAGCAUCGGGGGCUGGAUUGGCGGUGGGGGCUGGAUUGGCAGUGGAGGCAGAGGAGAUCGAGGGCGAGGAAGGGGUGAACCCAGCAGCGGCAGGAGGGGACAUGGGAGAGCGUGUGGGAGCAGCAGGAGCAGCAGCGGCAAGAGCUGCAGAGAGAGAGGCAGGGGCUAGUUGUGAAGGAGGUGAGAGGCGUGGCAUGUGGUUCCGUGGGGCGCUGGUGGGGGAGGACGAGGUGGCCAGGCAGGCACAGCAGGUGCGGCGUGCUGCAGCGCAUGGGGGACGCGAAGGGCAGCUGCUGACAGCGGUGCUGGGGAGAGUGAGAGAGUUGUGGCCGCCAGAGGCUGCUGCGGUGAUUGCUGAGCAGACACAAGCGGGCAAUGCUGGUGGCGGGGGCGUGAAGGGAGGCAGAGGCCACAUGCCGGCGGAGGGCUCGCCUGUGGCAGCGUGCCCAGCAGACUCGAGUGCAGAUGCGUUGAAGCGGCUGAGGGGUCUGAGCGCCCUGUGCUCUGUGUUCCAGGCGCUGCCUGCCACCCUGUGCUGGUGGGCCACGGCCAACGCUCUGGGCGCGUGGAUGGCAUGGGCGAAUGCUCACCUCACUGCACACGUCUCCUCCCCCGCUACUCGCACCGCAGAGCACGUGAGCAGCGACGUGAGUCGAUGGCAUGUAGCACAGGCGCUGAUUGACAGCGCUGCUCGCUUCCUUGCUGCGCCGUGCCAGACCACCUGUGGUCUCGCGCAGGAAAGUGCUGCUGUUCCUCCAGUCACCGUGCGCCCCUUCCACUCCUCUGCUCGUUUGCUGCUCGCACAUGCUUGUGCUUGUGAGCACGGGGGCAGUAGCAGCUUCGUCCUGAGUCUGUGUCAAAUCAUUCUACUGCCGUGGACUCUUGGGGGCAAACUCGGCUGUGAGAAGGGCAGCUUGGAAGGCGGGCAGGGGAGUGUGGGAGCGGUGGAAGUAAGCAAAGGGAGUUCGCUGAGAGUGUCAGGUGCAGUGCUGUGGCAGCUGGUGGAUGGGCUUCAGAGCAAGCCACACCUUGCAGCACAGAGCGACGAGAAGAGGGAGAGGGGGGGGGAGGGAGAGCAGUCGCUGUGUGGUGUGACGAAGCAAGGAGAUGCAGCACAUGGCGCGCUGCUAGGAGAAUGGGCCGCGGACGUGGUUAAUGCUCUGGUGAAGAUGCUACAAGCGGCGAUGGCGGAUGACCAUGCAGGCGUGCGUUGUGCAGCAGUUGAGCAGCUUCCGUUGCUGCUGUGGGCGAUGAGGGGGGUGCCAUGCCGUGCCACUCAUGCCACUGCUGCUGGAACAGGGACGCAUGGCAAGGGGGUAGAGGGAAGCGGUGGUGGUAGUGCGUGUGCGGGGUGGAACCGGGACUGGGUGGUGCCGCUGCUCAGGAGCCUAUCAGCAGACACCAGUGAGGCGGUGCAGCUCGCAUGUGCGCGCACCUUGGGGCCACUCCUCUGCGCCCUCGCUCCCUCCCCCCUGCCGCUGCUGCCCUAUCGUCCCUCCCCUGCCUCCUCCCCUGCCUCGCUCCCCAUGUGCCCCGUCUGUUCUUGCGUCCUCAACACCCAACCGAGCGUCAUGGCCACCCGUGCUCAACCCCAAUCACCGGCCGAUGGGCCUGGCUGUGUGCCGUGCAGCCCUGGUCCGCGCAGCACCGCGGGCCCUGCAGCACUGCAGGAGGCGCGGGCAGACGCCAUCAGCCGCUGCGCCACUCCCCACCGCAGGCUGCCCGUCCCUCCGCGUGACCUGGCUGCCAUCAUCCCGUGCUUCGCUCGCCUCCACAGCCCCCCCGCUGUCAAGGCCGCCUUUGCGGCCUCGCUGCCCGCCAUUCUCCUGCACGCCUCGCCGUCCGACCUGGUGGCCCUGAGGCCCACCGUCCUCGCGUCCCUCAACUCGCUCUCCUCCCAGCCCGACUGCUGUGUGCGCUGGGCCUUCCGCCCCAUCAUUCGCUGCUUCUUCCUGCCACCUGUCGUCAUGCCACUAACCGGAGGCAACAUCGGGGGAGUGGAGCGAGUGGGGGAGAAGGGAAUGGGCGGAGGGGAGGGGGGUGGGGUGGAGUGGGGAGAGGGCGGGUGGAGUGAGGAGGAGCGGCAGGAGGCGGCGCUGAAGCUGCUGAAGAAGUUCAAGGGGCGGCUGCAGAGCGGCGAUGACGACGUGCGGCGCAAGGAGGCGGUGCUGGGGGCCGUGGGGGAGAUAGUGGCGUGUGCCGCCUCGGACCACCAGCUGCUUUUCUUCUCCUUCAUCCUCCUCGUGGAGCAGCUGGACGCCUUGCACGUGUCCCUGCAGGCCACUGCUGCCACCACUCUGCGCUCCUCCUGCCACCGACUCCUGCACCACCACUGCGCGCCCGCGCCUCAUAGCGCACCGCACACCCAUCGAGCUGACCUGCCAUUCGCGUCGUUGCCGUGCACGGCAGGCGCAGCGCAGGAGGCAGCAGCAGGCAGUGGUGGCGUGGGGGAGGGCGCGGUGGCAGGGGUGUGGGCGGUGGUGCAGCGCAUCCAGGACGACUUGUUUGACUACCUCUCCGCCCGCCUCGUCACACGCCCACGCCUCGUGCACGCCUUUGCACACGAUGUGCUGGGGUGGGACGUGGAGCAGCUUGUGAAGAGGAUGCUGCCGGUGGUGCUGCCCACUAAGGUGAUGGAAGCUGCAGUGGAGGAGGCGGGAGGCGGGUCGCCGCAGCACGCACAUGCAGAUGGCACGCAGCCCAAGGCGCUGGCAGUGCUGCAGGCGAUAGCGAGGGCGGAGGGCACGGAGCUGGCGCUGCUGCUGAUGAUGUGGGCGCACAAGAUCCUCGCGCGCCUGCUGCUGUGCACCGACAGCCACAGCCUGCUGCUGCUGCUGCACUUCUACGGCGCGCACACGGGGUUGUCGCCGCAGGACGUGUUUGGCGGCAUCACGGGGCCGCUGCUGGAGGAGAUGUGCUGGUUCCUGGGGGAUGACACCUCCGACCUCGCUCUCAAGCGCGCGAGCCGGGUGUUCCCCACAGUGCAGGAGCUGGUGGCGCUCAUCAGGGGCGGGCACCCCACGGCUGAGAGCGCGGCGGCGUUUCUGGGCGCGCACCUCAUGCGCAUCCUCAACGCGCUCGACCGCACGCGCUUGCGCCACCGCGCCAACCCGCUCGACCAGGCGCAGGCCCUCCGGGUCAUCGGGCAGCUCGCAAAACUUUCUGGUCCCAAGCGCCUGCCUGCGUUUGCUCCAAAGAUGUUUGCGCUGCUGUCGACUGGCGUGGAGCAGGGGCAGGACGAGAGUGUGCGCAGUGUGGGGCUGGACGUGUGGCUGGGGUUCGUGCACACGCUCGCACAGGACGCCCCUGCCGUGCUGAGGGGCAUGUGCCGCCAGAUAGCAGUGGCGCUGCUGCCGUGCCUGGAAGGGCCUGAGGUGCCCUCAGGGGAUGAGUGGCCGGGCGGGAGGGCCCAUAAGGCGGAUGAUGAUGAAGACGAGGGCCGGGAUGUGGACCAGGGGAAGGCAAAGGGUGUGCCUGGGAAAAGGCGAGGGAGGAAGGCGAGCAGGAGUGGUGAGGGCACGAGUGGUGUGGCGAGGGGGGGGGGUUGGGAGAAGGAGGUGAAGGAGCUGGCGAUGACGCAGCGAGCAGUGCGUGCGGCCCAGGGCGAGGACAUGUUCCGCCCGCACCUGCAUAAGGCUGCGGCCGUGCUGCGCGCGCUCGUCAUUGACAGUGCCGCCAUCCUGGGCACUCAGGUGCGCGCGCUGCCGCUGCUGCCGGAUCUGGAGGCGCUGCGAGACGUGAACGCCGCCAUCCAGGAGGCCAGGGGGCGACUGGGCUUCCGGGACAAGCUGCACCUCACAGCAGCGGGCCUGGGGCACGAGUCAAUCAGCGUGCGCCACGUGGCAGCAGAGGGCAUGAAGCAGCUGCUGCAAGAGCACCGGGGCGAGGUGGCGGGCAUGCUGGUGAGCGAGGGCGAGGUGGACAGGGAGGCACUGUGUGCGGCGGUGGCAGCGCUGCUGGCAGGGAGUGCGGAGGAGUCCAAGACCGUCACGAGCCACCUGCUCAAGCUCGCCUGCGCCGAGUGCCUGGGCGAGCUGGGGGCGGUUGACCCCGCGAGGCUAUCGGCGCCUGGGGGCGCUAGGGCCACCGCGCUGCAGCAGCAGGGCAUGGGGCAGGGGUGUGCGUCGGGUGGUGCGCUGCAUCUGGCGCGCGUGGUGCGCGGUGCCACCGACUCCGACGUGCAGGACGCUGCCGCGUGCGCCAUCCAGGAGAUGCUCCGACUGUUUGGGUGCCGCCCCAGCCGAGAGGAGGAGCAGGCGCACGAGGGAGACGAGGGGGCGAGGCGAGGGGAUGGAGGGACGGCAGAGGCAGGGGCAAAAGGGCAGGGUGGAGGAGGAACAGGGAAUGCAGGGUGGAGUGAGAUGGGGGUGAGGUUGUGGGAGCGGCUGAGGGGCGAAGUGAGGGAGGUGAUUACGCCGUGCCUCACCUCUCAAUUCAGCCUGCAGCGCCUGCCAGCACAGCCAUCCGGCAGGAGGCGAGCACGGCACCAACAGCGGCAGCAGCAGCAGCAGCAGCAAGGCUUUCCGACAACAUCAAGUGUGAGUGUUCGAGGGGGGGAUGUUAGCUGUCCCGAUUUCUCCGACGCCGUGUUUCGGCCGGGGGUGGUGUUCCGGCGGUGGCUGUACAAGUGGAUGCGGCGCAUGGUGGAGCGCGCACGCGGCUUCAGAGCCGGCAUCUUUGCCGCGUGCACCGGCAUCCUGCAGUUCGACGCGCCCACCGCACUCUUCCUCCUCCCACACCUCACGCUCAACCUGCUCUGCUUCGGCAGUGACGAAGCUAGAGAGGAGGUUCGGGAUGAAAUCCUGGCUGUCAUGACCUGGGCCUUGAGGCCAGCAGGUGGAGAAAGGCAGGGAACAUCUUUUCCUGCUGCUGGCGCCGCUGCUGAUAGCCGUGGUACGUCUGCUUCAGGUUCACUGGAUGGCAUUGCAGCAAGCAAGGGCGAUGCGAUGGUGGUGCAGGCCGUGUUCUCGCUGCUCGACUGGCUGCACUCGUGGGUGCAGCAGGCGAGCAGCGUUGUGGAGCAGGUCAAGAUGGCAGUCGUCUCAGGCAAACCCCCUCCCUCUGACGUCCUCUCCUCCCCUCUCCUCGCCUUCCUCGCCCUCCUCCCUCCCUCUCCGUCACCUGCCGCCGCCGCUACUGCUGGUGCCGCAGACACGGGGCCAGCAGGGCGAGCAGCAGCAGCAGCGGUCCCAGGGAAGGCAGCCAAGUUCGUGUGCUGUGCGGCGCAGGUGCAGCAUGCGGAGGAUGUGUGUGGGCGGGUGCGGUGGGUGGUGGAGCGGCAGGUGAGCAAGGAGGUGCUGGCGCACGUGGCCCUGCGCUGCCAGGCGUACUCGCGCGCGUUCAGGUACCAUGAGGCCAGUGUGAGGGAGAGGUGCGGCACUCUCAACCCCGCUGCCGCUGGGGGCGGUGCCAAGCCCACUCUGCCAUGCGAGGAUGGGGGGCAGAUCAACGAUGGUAGUGCAGCACAUGGGCGGAGGGAAGAGCAGAGGCAGGGAGGGGUGUUCCAAGAUGCUGACGUGUCGCUGCUGGUGGAGAUCUAUCGGUCACUGGAGGAGCCAGAUGGCGUGCGCGGGUUGGUCUGCCUGCGUGGGGCAGUGCGGGCAGGGGAGGCGAGUGGGGUGAGGGUGAGGGAUGAGAUGGUGAUGUGCGAGCAGGAGGGGCGGUGGGGGGACGCGCUCACACUGUAUGAGGAGGCUCUGGGGGAGGCUGCUGCACGGGGUGCUGCUGCACGGGGUGGUGGAUGGAGAUGGGGAGAUGAGAGGGCUGUGUGUGUGGAGGGUGGGAGCACAGGGUUGCAGGCGAAGCAGGCAAGGGGGGAGGGGGAAGAGCAGCAGAAGCAGGGGGGAGAGGAUGAGAAACGGGUGGCAGAAGGUGUGUGUGGUGAGGGAGCAGAGGGAGAGCAGCAGCAGCAGCAGGCGUGCAUGAGCGAGUCACUGCACAAGGGUCUGUUGGAGUGUCUGCUGAGCAUGGGGCACCUCCGUGUGGCCAUCACCCACGUGGAUGGGCUGCUGCUGCGCUACCCCCUCAGCGCGCCCACGUGGGCGGCCACGGGCGUGCAGGCGACGUGGCGCCUGGGCAGCUGGGACCUGCUGCACGACUAUGUGGUCGCCGCGCACGCCACGCCUCACCCUCACCCCGCGCGGCCACCAGGAGCACUAGGCAUCACCGGGCUGCUCGCUGGAAAGGGUGAGAGCUCGGGGGCGAAGCAGGCAGCGUGGGGUGGGGGAGGUGCGGUGAGCGCGGGCGGUGGGGGGUGGCAGGACGAGUUUCAGCUGGGGCUGGGCCGCUUGGGCUUGGCGCUGCGCUCAGGGGACUUGGCGAAGUGCCAUGAGGAGGUGGGUCGCACGCGCGCAUGCCUGCUGUCGCCGCUGGCUGCUGCUGCUAUGGAGUCGUACGACCGCGCCUACCCCGUGCUCGUCAACCUGCACGCCCUGCACGAGAUCGAGGCCUGCAUACCCGUUAUAAGCACUUGCAUGAAAGCACCAGGGGGAGGGAGGUCUGGAGCAGCUUUACAAGCAGGAGCAGCAGCAGCAGCAGCAGCAAGGGAUGCUCUAGGAAUGAACUACAAUGUACAAGAAUUCAGAGCACAGAUGAAAGAGAGGCUUCAGGCGUGGCCGAGCCGACUGCAUGCGACCCAACCAAGCUUCAAGGUUCGGGAGCUGGUCCUUGCGGUUCGGCGCAUGCUGUGCCAAGCCGCCGGACUUGAGGAUGAGGUUGGAAGGAAUUGGCUCGAGCUCUCUCGAACCUGUCGCAAGGCUGGGCACUGCCAGGCUGCCACCAGAGCUGUGCUGCAGGCUCGGGCGCUGGGAGCAGCAGGUUCAGAAGUGGAGGCAGCCAAGGUGUUGUGGGCGUCAGGCCGAGAGUACCAGGCCACCCAGGAGCUGCAGAAAUUCUUAACCGUUGCUGAAGCUGCUCGUAACGGGGAUGAGAACGGAGCAGCAGGGCGAGGAGGAAGCGGGGCUGGUGGAAGAGCAGGGGAGGGGGCACGAGAAGCGCAUGAUUCGUGGCAGGUGGCACGGGCUCUCGUGCUGCUGGCCCGCUGGUCCCACGAGACGCGGCAGAAGCAGACAGCGGACGUGGUACGGCUGUACGAGCGGGCGGCGGAGCUGCAGGCGGAGUGGGAGAAGCCCUUCUUCUUCCUCGCGCGCUACUUUGACGACCUGCUGGGCGACGCACAGAGGCGGCAGGACGUCGACGGGGGAGCUGCAGCAGCGGCAGGAGCAGCAGGGGGAGGAGGAGGUAAGGGAAGGGCCGGGAAUGGGGCAGGCGGUGGGAGGGGCAGGAGCAGCAUGGGCACGGGCGGUGUGUGUGGCAGCAGCGGUGCGGCGGUGCGGCUAGGCGUGGAGGAGGGGCCGUGGUGGCAGCACGUGCACGAGGCGCUGCUGUGCUACUCCAAGGCGCUGCACCGCGGCACAACCUUCCUCCACCACGCCCUGCCGCGCCUCCUCACUCUCUGGUUCGACUUCGGCGGCCGCUUCCAAGACAGCAGUGUGAGGGGCGACCCUGUGCUCAAGGCAGAGAGCGCGCGCGUGCACGCACUCAUGGCGGACUGCAUUGCGUCGCUGCCAUCCGCGCACUGGCUGGCGGCGCUGCCGCAGCUCACCUCGCGCAUCUGCCACCCCAACCCUGCCGUGCGCUCGCUGCUCAAGGCGCUGCUCGUGCGCCUGCUGACAGCACACCCGCACCCCACGCUCUGGACGCUCACAGCUGUAUGCAAGUCCGCCGUGCCCGCCCGCCGCGACGCCGCCAACGACGUUGUGGCCGGGGCCAAGGCGGCAGCGAGGGAGGAGGGCGGUGCUGCCGGCACAAGUCUCCUGGCUCUCAUCGCAGAAUUCGCCUCGUUCUCGGACGCCAUGAGCCGCCUGUGCUUCCAUGGCAGCGGCACGUCGUCCGGCCCCCGAGUGCGCGCGCUGAGCAUCUCGUCCGACUUCAGCGCGCUCAAGCGCUCCAUGCCGCUCGCUGUCGCUCUGCCCACGCAGGCCGUGCUCGCUGCCGCCCAUGCCAGCACCAGUGCUGCUGGCGCUGGCAGCGGCGGCGGUGGGGAGGGCGAGUGUGUGAGCAUCUGCGGCAUAGCGGACGAGGUGGAGGUGCUGCAGUCGCUGCAGCGACCCAAGAAGGUGGUGCUGGUGGGCAGUGACGGGCGGCGGUACCCGUUCCUGUGCAAGCCCAAGGACGACCUGCGCAAGGACGCGCGCAUGAUGGACCUCGCCGCGCUGCUCAACCGCCUGCUUGCGCGCGCAGGGGAGGGCCGGCGCCGCGCGCUGCGCCUGAGGACGUUUGCAGUGCUGCCGCUGACGGAGGACUGCGGCAUGGUGGAGUGGGUGCCGCACACCCGCGGCUUCCGCCACGUCAUGCAGGACCUGUACGCAGCGCACGGGCUCUUUGACCGGGCGAGGACGCUGGGGCAGGUGAAGCGGCUGUACGACCAGCGUGCGGCGGCGGGGCACAGCGAGGCGGACCUGCUGCGGCGCCACGUGCUACCGCUCUUCCCACCGCUCUUCCAUUGCUGGUUUCUGCAGGCGUUCCCCGACCCGUCGGCGUGGGUGGCGGCGCGCGCGGUGUUCACGCGCAGCUGCGCGGUGUGGUCCAUGGCGGGGCAUGUGGUGGGGCUGGGCGACCGGCACGGCGAGAACCUGCUGGUGGACGCGGCGAGCGGCGAGUGCGUGCACGUGGACUUCAGCUGCCUCUUCGACAAGGGCCUGCAGCUUCAGCAGCCCGAACUCGUGCCCUUCCGCCUCACGCAGAACAUGGUGGACGGGUUUGGCAUCAGUGGGUGCGAGGGCAUGUUCCGCCGCACGGCGGAGAUCACUCUCGGGCUACUGCGCUGCCACCGCUCCGCGCUCAUGUCCGUGCUGCAGACCUUCCUGCACGACCCCCUCGUCGAGUGGACCAAGCCCCACCGCUCCUCCUCCGCUGCUGCUGCUGCCGCUGCCGCCGCUGCUGCCGCUGCUGCAGCUUCCGGUGCUGGUGGUGGCGUAGCUAUGGGCACAGGAGAGAUUCAGAAUCCCUAUGCACAGAGAGCUCUGUCAAACAUUGACUCGCGGCUGCAGGGUGUGGUAGUGGGUGUGGCGGCGGCGCCAUCACUGCCACUGUCAGUGGAGGGCCAGGCGGACUGCCUCAUUCAGCAGGCCACCUCGAUUGACAACCUCUCCCGCAUGUACAUAUGGUGGAUGCCUUGGUUCUGAUGUGCUGGAUAUGACACAAAUGUCAAAUAAAGGAGUGUUAAUGGUGUUUCGAAGCGGGAUGAAGAUGACUCAUGGAACCAGUACUGUACGGUGUAAGCGUUGGAAUCAUGUUUCAGUGCGGUUCACUUUGGUUCUGCGCAAGUCUGAUCCUGAUCCCAGUGCGUAGGAAUAUGCCGUAAGUCUCAGAGUAACGAAUGAACUAGAAUGAGUGAUACAGGGUGGUUUUGGCCUA